Messenger RNA from Chenopodium quinoa (quinoa), 3134 nucleotides. Its product is annotated as beta-galactosidase 14-like. Gene Ontology annotation, cellular component: cell wall; vacuole. The transcript is spliced from 19 exons. Gene Ontology annotation, molecular function: beta-galactosidase activity; carbohydrate binding. Gene Ontology annotation, biological process: carbohydrate metabolic process. The record is from RefSeq and is a predicted model, not a curated record. Lineage: Eukaryota; Viridiplantae; Streptophyta; Magnoliopsida; Caryophyllales; Amaranthaceae. Bases 70 to 2583 code for a protein of 837 amino acids.
GUAAGAUUUCUAUUAUUCAUCUUUCCCUUGUUCGUAGGAAGAACAGAAAAAUUAGUGUUUAGGAAAAUCAUGGCAAAAUGUAGUAAAUACAUGGUUAUGUACAUGCUAGCCGUUCUCUUCUUGUUUGUCACCGUAAGUUGUGAUGAAGAGAAUGUUGAAGAUGAUGUACCGAAACCAGGAACGCCUUCUAGCAUUACCUUUGAUGGGCGAUCCUUGUUUAUCAAUGGAAAACGGGAGCUCAUCUUCUCCGGAUCAAUCCAUUACCCUCGUGUUCCUGUCGCGUUGUGGGAUAGCGUCCUUGACAAAGGUAAAGAGGGUGGCCUAAAUGCAAUCCAAACUUACGUCUUUUGGAACAUUCACGAGCCAAUUAAAGGACAGUACAAUUUCACAGGCAAUUAUGAUUUGGUGAAAUUCAUGAAACUAAUACGUGAAAAGGGAAUGUGGGCAGUUCUUAGGGUCGGACCAUUCAUCCAAGCUGAAUGGAAUCAUGGUGGACUUCCAUAUUGGUUAAGAGAGGAGCCUAAUAUCACAUACCGAACCGAUAAUCCGGCAUACAAGAUGAAUAUGGAGAAAUGGGUUACCCAAGUGGUUAACCUGAUGAAGGACAACAACUUAUUUGCUCCCCAAGGAGGUCCCAUUAUGAUGGCUCAGAUUGAGAACGAGUACGAUCAUAUAAGAUAUGCCUUCGAUGAAGCAGCAGAGAGAUACAUCAAAUGGGCAGGACAAAUGGCUGUUGGCCUCAAAACUGAUGUACCAUGGCUUAUGUGCAAAUCUAAAGAUGCACCCGGCGAAGUGAUCAAUGCAUGUAAUGGCAGGCAUUGUGGAGAUACAUUCAAAGGUCCAAAUACUCCUGGAAAGCCUUAUUUGUGGACCGAGAAUUGGACUGCUCAGUAUAGAGUUUUCGGAGACGCACCUUCUCAAAGGGCGGCUGAAGAUAUCGCCUUUUCAGUGGCUCGUUGGUUCUCAAGAAAUGGAAGCCAUUUCAACUAUUACAUGUAUCAUGGUGGUACAAAUUAUGGAAGAACUGCUGCCUCCUUUGUCACCACUCGCUACUACGAUGAAGCUCCAAUUGAUGAAUUUGGUCUAAUAAGAGAGCCCAAAUGGGGUCACUUGAAGGAUUUGCACCAGGCUCUUGUGCUGGCCAAGAAGCCCAUUCUUGAAGGAAAGCUUCGUAUCAAAAAGAACGGUUUUGAUUUUGAGGCAAAUUUCUAUGAGAAGGGUGACCUUUGUGCUGCAUUCCUAUGGAACAACCACACACAUGAAGUAAAAACGAUGAAAUUCAGAGGCAAAGAGCAUGUAGUUCCACCCAAGUCCAUUAGCAUCCUACCAGAUUGCAAGACUCUAGUCUAUAAUACCGACUAUAUGGUAGCUCAACAUAGUGCAAGAGAAUUUGUCAAGUCUGAGGUAGCGCAUAGGAACCUUAGAUGGGAGAAAACGACGGAGAGCAUACCAAGAGAUGGCGUCUUCUCAAGGGAACCUAAAGAACAAUACUUUGUUACCAAAGAUAAAAGUGACUAUUUGUGGUACAGAACCAGUAUAGAUCUAGACAGUUCAGACUUGCCAUUUAAAAAGUCCCUUCGACCAGUUUUGCAAGUGCUCAGUCUUGGCCACGCUUUGGUCGCCUAUGUCAACGGAGAAUUUGUUGGAACUGGGCAUGGAGUAAAGCGAGAAUACAACUUCCCAUUUUCAGUAGCCAUAAGAUUGAAGGAAGGAUUAAACAAUAUUUCAAUUUUGGGAUGCACAGUUGGAAUGCCGGAUAGUGGAAGCUAUAUGGAACGUAGGUUUACUGGGAUCAGAUCAGUAGAGCUCUUAGGUCUCGGUACCGGAAACCUUGAUAUCUCCUUCAAUGGCUGGCAUCACACGGUUGGUUUGGAAGGAGAGAGGCUCCAGUACUUCACUGACGAAGGAGUAUCAAGGGCUAAAUGGACCCCUGCUUCAGGUGUUGGUGAACCUCUUACUUGGUAUAAGGCCUACUUUGAUGCACCAGAGGGAGAUGAACCAUUAACUAUUAGACUACAAAACAUGACCAAAGGUAUCGCUUGGAUAAAUGGCCAAAGUAUCGGGCGUUUCUGGUCAUCUUACCUUACGGUCAUGCAAAGCCCUUCUCAAAACGAGUACCACAUCCCAAGAUCGUUCCUAAGGCCUAAGGACAACUUGUUGGUGAUCUUCGACGAGGCUGGAGGAAACAUUGACACAGUUCAAAUCGAAACAGUGAAUAGGGAUAGUGUUUGCAGCUUCAUAGAGGAAGAUUGGCCAGCCGACGUGUGGUCUUGGAAGAGAAAUGGGAACGAAAUUGUGCCAGCAGGCGAUACCCCUCAACUUAAGGCCUCCCUCAAGUGCCCUAAGGACAAAGUCAUCAAUCGCGUUGAGUUUGCUAGUUUUGGCAACCCUAAAGGUGUUUGUGGCUACUUCCUUCUUGGUGAUUGCAACUCUCCCAAUACCGUUAAAGUCGUUGAACAGAAUUGUUUGGGAAAAGAGAGUUGCACGAUACCAAUAAAUGAGACAACGUUCGACAAGGAGGCAUGCCCAAACGUAGCAAAGAAGACAUUUGCCGUGCAAGUGAAAUGUGGACGUAGAGGAUAGAAGCCUUGCAUGUUGAUUUUUAUAUAUGGGUGUGGUAUAUGAUUGUCAUUGUAAUUUUUUUCACCCUCUUUUUGAUAUACAGUAGAUAUUUGUAUUAUAUAAUGUACUGUAUUUAUUAGAUAGGAAUUGAAAUUUCAGAAGCCAUUAGAAUCCAACUCAAAAGCAGAGCUUUGCAUGUCUUACAAUCAAUUCCUAUCAUCAUCUAGCCAUAUGAUAUAUCUACUUAUCUAGUGAAUUGGUACUCGUAUCCAUUACGGAGUAAAAAGUAAAGGAAAGAAUUGAGUGCAAUCCGACUUGAUUGGUUGUACCCGGUACGUCACUAAAAAUGACUUAAACUCAUACCAUGAGAUACAUUUAAUACUAUGUAAAAAAGUCAUACGUACAAGCAAGCUAGAAGACGAAUAGUGGCAUUAGUGGUGUGGUAACGAAUUAUUUUAUUUAUUUUUUAGUUAGUUCUAGACUUUUAGAUAACGUUAUACUAGCUAACUAGUACAAAGACUACAAACCCAUACCAAGAUAUAUACUUUUACCAAUUAUAAUUUCAAAAUAAA